AGGCUUGCAGUGAAAAGGACUGGGGAGGGGGUGAGGAUGGAAUCCAAGUUGGUUUAGUCAAGGCCUUAUCUGCAUCAUAUAAUGAUAAUAUGACACAUAUUCAUCGUAGGUGGCUGGGAACAUUCUAAGCAGGUGAGGGUGCGUCUCUCUCUCUCUUUCUCAGUCUAUGAGCUGCACCCUCGGUGGCUCAGGUAAUUGAUUUUACCAUUAACAGUAAAUUGUGUUUCCCACUAAACGGGGAACUACCAAGGUGACUGACAGUGGGGCUGUUUGGCUUGACCUGCAGUUGUUGAUAGAUAAAUAAUGAAGCUUUGUGAAGCCAUGAUGGACAUGGAUAUGCCAGACUACACAGAAACCCUGGACUCCUCUUACACCAUGCUGGAAUUCGACAGCAUUCGAGUUCUUCCAAGUAAUACAGAAAUUAUUACAGUAGAAACUGCCAGCCCUGGUUUACUCAAUAAUGGAAUCAGCGCUUUUUGUGCUAUUUGUGGAGAUCGGGCAACGGGGAAACAUUAUGGGGCUUCAAGCUGUGAUGGCUGCAAAGGUUUCUUCCGAAGAAGUGUCCGCAAGAAUCAUGUCUAUGCAUGCAGAUUCAGCAGACAGUGCAUUGUUGACAAAGACAAAAGAAACCAAUGCAGGUAUUGCCGCCUGAGAAAAUGUUUCCGAGCCGGGAUGAAGAAGGAAGCUGUGCAGAAUGAGCGUGACCGGAUCAGUAUGCGCAGAAGCAGCUAUGAAGACAAUGGUUCCCUGUCAAUCAGUGUUCUUACUCAGGCUGAGGCAAUGGUUCUUCAGUACUCGCCUCUAAGCCCAGCUCACAGUUCUGAUAUUUCCAUGAAGAAAGUUGCAUCUAUUAGCGAUGUCUGUGAGUCCAUGAAACAACAGCUCCUUCUCCUGGUAGAGUGGGCUAAAUACAUCCCAGCCUUCUGUGAACUUCCUCUGGAUGAUCAGGUUGCGCUGCUCAGGGCACACGCUGGGGCUCACCUCCUUUUAGGAGUAGCUAAACGAUCGCUUCCUUACAAAGAUUUUCUGUUACUUGGUAAUGAUUUCAUCAUGCCAAUGCACUGCCCAGAGCUAGAAGUUGCUCGCGUUGCUUGCCGGAUCUUAGAUGAGUUGGUGAAGCCUCUUCGUGAAAUUCAGAUUGAUGACAAUGAAUAUGCAUGCCUGAAAGCUAUUAUAUUCUUUGACCCCGAUUGCAAAGGACUUAGUGACCAAACAAAAGUGAAGAACAUGCGGUUCCAGGUACAAGUAAAUCUGGAAGAUUACAUUAAUGACCGGCAGUAUGAUUCCAGGGGGAGGUUUAGUGACAUCCUUCUCCUCCUGCCGCCACUCCAGAGUAUCACGUGGCAAAUGAUCGAACAGGUUCAAUUUGCAAAGCUCUUUGGAGUUGCUCGGAUAGACAGCUUACUGCAGGAGAUGUUGCUGGGAGGAUCAGCUAUGGAUGGCAGUCAGUAUAGUCAUUCAGGACAUUCUGGCUUGAACCUUGAUCUACUUUCGGGACCCACAGUCCACCCUCACAACCUUCAUUCAGUGAUACAUACUGUAUCCUCUUCAUCUCCAGAAACGUCACUACCAUCACCUUCUACCAACCCAAAUAGCGAAGACUACAAAAUGAACACCGCCACUGUAUCCUCCAUCCCACUAAUGCCGCGCAGUGUCAUUGCUAAAAAAGAAAUACUAUAGAGGAAAACCAUCUAGCCUGCAAAUUCAUUUUACCUGCUUUAAGAGAACUACACAGACCCUACAAAUAUGCAAAAUGCACAUGGGAUACACGUUCUUUUUAGCUUCAAACGAUUACCGAUGUGGUUUUAGCCUGUGCAAUAAUAAUCUGAGAAAAUGCAAUUUCUGCUUUAAUCCUUGAAGAUUCCGAUUACCCCAUCAAUUCCUAAAAAGUUAUCGACAUUGGUGAAGGUACACAUGAACAAGGGGUUUGCUCACUUUGCGGAAAAAUAAAUGCUAAGAAAUAAUAUUUAAGCCAUUAUCAUAUGUAUUUAGCUAAACUGAAGGCCAGAUACAUCAUUGCAUCACAUUUGGAGACCACCCUAAACUGCCUUCCUGACCACUGGCUGUUCACUGGCAAUACACAUUUUUCUCCCCAUCCAUUAAUGGCUUUUCAAUCAAAAAGGACAUAUAGCAGCAUUUAUGGUGUCCAUACAAAGGUUGGCCUUGUGUUUGAGGGCAGGACAUUCUGUUAUUAUUAAGGCAAAUAGUUUUUUUUAAUUUCCAAAAGAGAAAAUAAAUAGAUGGCUGUUUGAAACUGA
This is a messenger RNA of Xenopus tropicalis (tropical clawed frog), 2258 nucleotides long. RefSeq names its product hepatocyte nuclear factor 4, beta (gene hnf4b). Gene Ontology annotation, molecular function: nuclear steroid receptor activity; RNA polymerase II cis-regulatory region sequence-specific DNA binding; zinc ion binding. The record is from RefSeq and is a predicted model, not a curated record. Lineage: Eukaryota; Metazoa; Chordata; Amphibia; Anura; Pipidae. Gene Ontology annotation, cellular component: nucleus. Gene Ontology annotation, biological process: positive regulation of DNA-templated transcription; regulation of DNA-templated transcription; intracellular receptor signaling pathway. The transcript is spliced from 10 exons. Bases 304 to 1680 code for a protein of 458 amino acids.